AGUAAGAUUCUCACUACCGUCCCGAGUUAACACGGUCGGUCUGAUCGUGACGUGUAUUAUCAAGGAGUCCCUUACAUUGUGUUGGUUGCUAACAUGAAGUUUGUCACUUUUGUAGUCGAUGAUACAAUGUGAUUAUCGGUGGAGAAGUCGAAGCAUAUAGUGAAUCUUGUUGAGUGUUUUUGGGAGCAACAAUGCCUCUCCGGGUCAGCGGGGGAGACGGACGGGCUGUUAGAAAUGUGAUCUGUGCCUCGUUUCCACUCGUUGUUGUGUUGUUGUUGUUGUCGGUCGGAGUUAAUGCGAGUCCAGGGGAGGAAAAAGCUGUUCAAGAGCAACCCCCAGCAGAGGUAAAACACCAUACUCUUAUUUAAGCAUAUUCACCGUCAAAUGUUGUAUGUAGGGAGCAGUUUUAGAUGCCGGUUUCGCUGCUACUUCUUAGCUGCACCGAGCUAGCCACCACAUGCUAACAGAGACACAUUUUCCACCGUGUUCCGGGUGAUGUUAAAGUCUGUAAAGUUAGUCACUAAUCUUUACAGGUGGCUGGUAAAGCAAAUAUUUGUAAGGAAAGAGAGAUAAGAUUUAGAAAAUCCCUAUCAUGAGCGGGCCAGGGGGACAUAAUGAUGGUGAGAUAAUGUUUGAUCAGACAUAGAUGUAAGGAAGUUAGCCGUGAUUGUAGAGUGUGGGGCUCUGUGAGCAGGAGACUUGGGGUUUUCAGGAACCUAAUUUCAUUACACAGUAAAAUCAGAGAAUUACAGAGUGUCAAAAUUCAAUCCUCUGAUCCCCAUCAAACUGUUUGAUAUUCAGUGUCUGCAAUUACUGAGUCCCGAUCUGUGUUUUGUAUUUAUCAGGAUGAUAGAGCUGCUCACUUUUUUAGAUAUUAAGACAAUUUGAUCGUCCAGAUGAAGUGAAAUAUGUCUGGGGCUUAUUGGGUGGCACUGAUUUGUGGCAUUUGCACAUAAUCAGUAUCAAAUCGGUCUUCAUAAGGUCAAUAUCACUGUCAUCUUUUCCAAAUGAAGACACAUAAAUCAUGAAUUUAUAAGCGACUUUUUAUCAUUUAACACAGAUAUCUACCCUCCAUUUUUUGCUACUUUUUAAUCCGGAGUAAAAUUGAUUUAGGUUCAAACACACUGUAACACUGAGUUAGACACCCCCUUGAGAGAUGAAUUUUGCUGACAGCUUGCUUCUCUAGUUGUACCAACUUUAGUAACUACCGCACGAUAGCAAUACACAGCGGUCUGAGGAACCAUAAACAAACCUCAAUCAAAAAGCCACUAUAUAGCCACAAAUAAUGCUCAGAACAGCACCUAACUUCAUCAACAGUAUAGUGUCGCAGCCAUAGCACUAGCCACCUAGCUAGCUUUUCCUGAUUUUUUUAGCAAAGAGACUAAAUAUAACUCACCUACUCUCCUCCAGCAGCUGCUUGUUUGUAGAGAGACCUUGGGCCAGUCCAUGACAGACUACAGCGGGGGGACGCAGCUCAAGGAAGAACAUUUAUGAUCAUUUCUUUAGCAUUUCCUUGAAGUAAUAAUUACCAUUUUAAUCAUUUUGCACUCCAGACGCAGUAGUUCUUCUGCCUUAGCGCCUUGGUCUGAUUGUGUUUCCAUGAAUAAAUGAUCAUAAAUGUUCUUUCUUGAGCUGCAUCACCCCACUGCAGUCCGUAAUGGACUGGCCCGAGGUCUCGCUACAAACAAACGGCUGUUGGAGGAGAGUGGGUGAGUUGUGUUUAGUCUCUUUACUAAAGAAAUCAGGCAAAGUUUAAAAGAUGUUUGGUGGCUAGUGCUAUGGCUUGGACCCUAUAUGUACUGUUGAUGAAGUUAGGGGCUGUUCUGUGCAUUAUUUGUGGCUAUAGAGUGACUUUUUGGUUGAGGUUUGUGUAUGGCUCCUCAGACCGCUGUGUAUUGCUAUUGUGCGGUUGUUACUAAAGUUGGUAUAACUAGAUAAGCAAGCUGUCGGCAAAGUUAAUCUCUCAAGGGGGUGUCUAACUCUAACUUGGUGUUACGGCGUGUUUGACCCUAAAUUAAUUUUACCCCAGAAUAUCCCUUUAAUAAUUCCAUAUAACUGGACAGGAAGCUCAAAGACUCUUGUGGACACAGUUUUAAUUUUGUCUACAUUUGUUGGGUAAAAUAUUCUUCUGUGUUCAACUCUUUUUUGUUAGUGUUAUUAAAUCUUAUAUUUUUUCAAGUGCACAACAAUCUGUUAUUGGCAUUACAUAUCAGCCCUCCUGUGUAGUGAUGCUCAGCAAUGACAUGGGACACAACUCAGAGCUUUUCCAAAUAUCUGUUGUCAAAUUAACUGCAGUGGUCUCAUGUUUCAGACCACAUCUUAUAUUUUACCUCUAAUAAAGUUCCCAGAAGGCAACAUGUGAAAUAUAGUGUCUAGAUGGUGUUUUGUGGAUCCAAAAGCUCCAAGAGAUGGCAAAGCUUUCCAUCUCUACCACAGAGAUGGGGUAGUUGUCCAAAGUGAUAAAUAACACUUUCUCUGUGAUCUUUCUUGCCUUCUCACCCUCUCCUGGGUACUUGUCCUCCUUUUCAAAGUCCACGGUUUGUUGCUUUGCUAGAGCAGACUUUCCUCUGUUGCUGUGGUGAAUUAUUUUCAGAUGCCAUUUUCUGUUUGUACAAAAGGCAGCUCUACUGGUGCCACCUUGCAAAACAAUCCCAUUGCAUUCAAAGCAAUAUGAUUGGCUGUAGGUCUGUUUUCACUUUGUAAAUGCUAAAGCAACAGCAUUAGCAUUAAGCUAAAAUGCAGCAUUGAAGAAUGUUUAGACCUUUUUUAACCAUGAAUCCAUGGAGAGUUACUACAAGCUACUGAUGUUAAUUUUAUGUGGCUGCCUGUUCACCUCUGUGUUCAAAGUUUAAGCAGAGUCUUGAGUCCCUCAAUGACGUCCCAUCUGUCAUUUUCUUUUUUGGAUACUGUCAGGUCUCCCCCAAAAUGUUCCACUCAAAGAAGUUACUUGUAGGUUUGUGAUCUGUUCAGUUUACAGCAGCUGAUAUUAAUGAUCGGGAUGAGGUGAUUGGCUGAAAUUGCGGCACUUCUAACCAAUUGCAAUUUUUUGUCAUCAGUGAAGGCAAAAAAUAUGAGAUUGGUUUGCCACUGAUGAAACUGACACCCCUGCCGGCAACAGAUGAUCACCAGCAUCUGCUGUCAGUCUGCCAGGCAGACUACCAGCAAAUGCCAGGACAACUUUUAGACCUCACAGUCACUCUUAAUCUAAUCUUUUUGUACUACAAUAACUGUGCACAACGUUUAGAAUGAAAGUUGCCUUUGUGCAUUGUUGCUCAAAUCUUAUUUUCAUAUGCUGGCUUGUAGCAGGUGUGGGUCAACACCACAGGUUAUCAGCUUUAGCAGAUUAUCAGGGCAUUUGACUGGCUCUAUCUAACAGCAUUUGAAAGGUUAGAAAGUUUGCUACUUUGGCUCUGUUGCCAGCUCCCUCUGUGUCUGUCUUCAGUCAUCACUUUGCCCCUAAUGUCCCGCCCACAGCAACAUGUGAACAGCCUGAUAUCGUCACAUCAACUGUGUGACAUAACAGUACUGUUAAGUGUAACCAGUGAACUGUAAACUCGAUGAUGUUGAAAGAUUCAGUUUGAGCUAAAAAAAAAAGUGUUGGACUUAAAAAUAUUCCAAAUUUGUAUAUAUUAACUGUAAGUUUUAUUUAGUUCCAAAUAUCAUAUCAUAUUCUCAUGAAGUACUAGUAAUCUGUAUAAGCACUGAAAAGACAUUUUGGUUGACCCCUAAUAGCAGUUUAAACAUCACAUAAAUGUGACCUUAAAAAAUAAGACUCUAAAGAAGCAGGACAUGACACAGAGUAACACAGCAGUGCUUUAUAGACACACUCAGCAGUAAUAAAAAGAUGUCCAUCAGGUUAAAAACAGUGAUAUGAAACUAGUGGUUACACAGCAGAGAAUGUUUUAGCUGAAUCUUUAGCCACAGAUAAAGCUGCAGUUGUUCCUCUUUAUCUUAACAGUAAAAAUAAAUGUGAUUAUUAUUAUUAUGUUGAUGUGGUGCUGUUGACUCACAGAAGUGCUUCCCAAAUUUAAAUACUGACAUUAAUUCUCAGACAGGAGCUGGGGCUGAGGUCAACACAUACUCCUCUGAAUGUCACUCAUUGCUUGUUGACCUUUUUGCAGAAAGCAACAACUCCCCACCCAGUGGGCCCGGCCAUCCCUGAAAAUGACCCCAGCAAAGGAAACCUGGGUUUCAUUCAUGCCUUUGUGGCCUCGAUCUCUGUCAUCAUCGUUUCUGAGUUGGGAGACAAAACAUUUUUCAUCGCUGCCAUCAUGGCCAUGCGUUACAACCGGCUCACCGUGCUGGCAGGAGCGAUGCUGGCACUGGGACUCAUGACGUGCCUCUCUGGUUAGUCUAGUGUUUUCUAACUGAAGUGAGUGGUCACUUCUUUCUCGAUCAGUUCAGAGCAUUGUUAAAGCUUUUCUUCUCUCCACCCUGCAGUGCUGUUUGGCUACGCCACCACCAUCAUCCCCAGAAUCUACACAUACUACGUGUCGACUGCUCUGUUUGCCAUUUUUGGUAUCCGGAUGCUGAGGGAGGGGCUAAAGAUGAGUCCAGACGAAGGCCAGGAGGAGCUGGAGGAGGUUCAAGCUGAGAUCAAGAAGAAGGAUGAAGAGGUGAGAAAACUCCUUACACUUAUAUCCUUGAGGAAUUAAAAACCUCAGUGUAAUUGGUUUAAUUUACUGCUGGAUCAAGAGCGCAUAAUUUUUUUUGCAAAAUAAAUCAUAAUUUUUUUUCUUCACUGAGAAGAGCAGAUGUUAAACUCAAUAAACACUUUAGAGACAGAGAUGGUUUGAAAACUAUCUUGGCAUCAUUUCAGAGCGUUCAUCAGUAAACCAUUUUAAUCAAGGUUAUUUCCAUGUUUUAAGUUAUCGACCACACAUUUCGUUUUCAGUUUACAUCAUUAAAACUAAAAAGAAAGAACAAUAUACCAAAAUACUGGGCUGUGAUCUGGACACAAUAAAUGAUACAGUGCUAGCAAAGUUAAACAGUUGGUGAAAGGUGCUGUUUUUGCACAUGCGUUCAUAUACAUGCAACUGAGGUGGAAGAGUUCAUAUAUUAAUCCAUUAAGAAAAUUGGCUCUAAUUAACUCUGCAAUACAACAAUACAGGAUGCUGAAAGGGUUUUAAAAAAAAGACUAAACUUAAUAUCUGUGUGUUUAUAUUUGUUUGUUUUAUUGUCAGAUGCCAGUCACAUCCCUACAUGAUACGAACACGUAUUGAUAGUGCUGUAUGGUUCUUUUAAUAGUAGAAAUGCCACAAUGUUCUACUACCUGGAUGUAAACAAGCACUGACGACCGAUGGCAUCUCGAAUCGUGAUAUGUACUGUGAGCUAGAAAAUGAAGGAGAUGUUUGUGUGUCUGUUUAAGCUGCUAUACGACCACUCAUCUGGAGCAAUGAGUAACAGACACAUUAAUCUGCAAUGUUGACUGAGGGCUGUGCUAACAUUAGCCACACCCUGCUAAGUACUCUGACAUUGUUUAUUCUGUGAUCUUGUGUUGAAUUAAUAGUGCUCAGUUUUAAUCUUUUUCUGAUUAAGCCACAUUUUGAUAAUAAAUAAUAAUAAAUAAUAAUAGAUAAUCUAAUAAAUCCAAAAAUAAUUAAAUUAAGCUGUAGUUUUGUAGCACCAGGCCACCUCCUCAGUUAAAACAACAACCAUUUGUAGCUUCUACGGUGGUUUCUAAGGCCUCCAGCUUGACGAUGUUGUAACAAACUCGCACACUCCCUCACUCUCUUGGAAGCAGCUGCUUAGAGGACCUCUGUAAAAUCUCCUGAGUGUUAGCACUUCUUACAUGAUGUGUUUUUGCUCGCCGUCUUCACACAUCACACUUCAUAUUUCAGUUCAGGGACAGCUGUUUGGUGUCUCUGCAACACUGGUACAUCAGCGUCAUAACUGCCUAAGUUAAUACAUAACUUUGCCCACUUUAUCCUGGACGGUCACCAUGUCUCUCCAUCUCUCCGGGAAAGGUCUUUUGAUGGUCCUUUUGUUGGUGGUUUUCUUAAAGAGAGUUAUACGAUAGCAACUGAAGAUGAAAGUAUUGUCUCCCUGUAAAAAGGGCAUCACAGCCUUUAUCAAAGUCAAAUCUCUCCUUCUUCUGUUUCAUGUGAGCAGCUCCAGCGCACUAAGCUGCUGAACGGGGCCCCAGACGUGGAGGCCGGGACAGGAACUGCAGUUCCUCAGAAGAAGUGGCACAGCUUCAUCUCCCCCAUCUUCCUCCAGGCACUCACCCUCACCUUCCUGGCAGAGUGGGGGGACCGCUCUCAACUCACUACCAUUAUUCUAGCUGCUCGGGAGGUUUGUCCUUUUUUAUUCUGCUGUGAUUUAAUACCUGAAAGUGUGUCCUUGGGUGGUCCCAGUGUGAAAGAAAUCCUUCGUCUGUCUUUUUGAGCCAGCAGCAAACUGUCCUCUCUGCUGUCUUAACAUACUGACGUUUAAUAUCAAAGUGAGUAAAUGUAUAAUUUUCUAAAGCACUUAAAUUAAAGCUCUGUUGUUUUUUAAUUCCUAGGAUCCUUUUGGAGUUGCUGUUGGCGGGACACUUGGUCACUGUUUGUGUACAGGACUAGCGGUUAUAGGAGGGAGAAUGAUCGCCCAGAAAAUAUCUGUCAGAACAGGUCAGACUGAAAUUUAAUCUUAUUUAUUUAUUUCCAGAAGCAAAUUACACCUGGAGCUUUAAAGUUUGACAUCAAACAACUUCUCAGGGGCAUGACAGCAUCUCCUCUGCUGACCGUCACCGUCUAUCAUCUGUGGCUUUAAUUUUUGUGGUCAAAACAGCACGACCAGAUCAAAGUUUUUUCCCUUUAAUUUCAACAAGAAAAAAAAAGUCUCCAUCAUUAUUUGACAAAUUUGAAGGAAGUGUCCAAAAAAAAAAAAAAAAACUUGCAUCAUCAACUUAUUUUUGCUGACUCAUUUUGCAGAACGAACAGGAAAUAACUGCUGAAACUACACACACACACACACAAACACACCGCACCCCCAACACUUUCUCAAACAGACACCAAAAGACAUCUAAAGCUCUGUUCAGGAGAUUUGCGGCCACAAAAAAAAACAGCUCUGUUGCAAAGUUGCAGCAGUUAUUAAGUCUCUCAAGCAGCUGAGAUGAGGCUGUCUGAGAUUGAGCUCAUAAAGUGAAGUCAACAGUUGCUGGUUGAGGAGAUAAAAGCAAUCAGCUGUUUGCAGAGUCAGCUUGGAAAGUACUGACAGUAGUGCCUGGCAGGUUUGCAAACUCCAUAUGGUGAAAACAGAUGGUGCACACGGUCACAGUCAUUUAAACCGUAUGUUGACUGAAAAAUAGUGCAGCGAUGACGUCAAAUGUUGAGACUGAGAAGAUUUAUAAUUUAAAGACAAAUAUUGUGUAUGCUCAUUUCAAAUCUGAUGGCAGUAACAUGUUUCCAAAUGAUCGGUUCAUAUGUACUCUUUCCUGUGAUUAGUUCUUUUUUUCCCAACAUUUUUGUAAAUGUUAGUGAACCCAGCAGACCAGUUUCUGGAGUCUGAAAGUGAAAGUUGUCCCAGUCUUGUUUGAUAGAGGAUUUAAGCUGCUCAACAGUUCAGGGUCAUUUUUGUCCUAUUUUUUGCAUUAUGAUGCUCCAGAUGUUUUCAAUGGAUGACAAAUCAGGACUGCAGGCAGGCCAGUUUAGCAGCAGGACUCUUCUACUACAGAGCCAUGUUGUUGUAAUCCCUGCAGAAUGUGGAUUAUCAUUGUCUUCCUGAAAUAUGAAGGUCUUCCCUGAAAGGUCAUUGUCUGGAUGGCAGCUGAUGUUGCUCCUAAACCUGUAGAUAUUGUUCAGCAUUAAUGGAUCCUUCACUGAUGUGGAAGCUAUCCAUGAUGAUGAUUCCCAAACCAUCAGGGAUGCUGGCUUUGAACUGUGAGCUGAUAACAAGCUGGGAGGUCCCUCUACUCAAUGGUUUUGGAGGUGAUUUAGAGCUCAUGCAGUGAUUUCUACUACAGAGUCCUGUCUAUUUUAAGUGAAGUGCCUUAGGACCUGAAGAUCAUCCAGUGUUGGUUUGGUCCUUGUCCCUUUAGUACAGAGAUUUCUCAAGAGAUGAGAGAUGAUGAAAUCCACUCAUUCUUUCACAUUUAACAUUUAGAAACAUUAAUCUGAAACUUUUAAACUAUUAGCUCACACAGUCUCUCACAGAGUGGCGAACGUCUUCUUCUUUUUACCAGUUUUGUUGUUCCUGGCCUUAGCUAUUUAGAAACAUGUUGCCUGCAUCACAUUUAAAAUGAGCACAUAUCCUCUUUCAAAACAAUGAAGUUCUUAGUUUCAACAUUUGGUCCAAUGUCUUUGCUCUGUUAUAGAUUAAAUCAAAAACCACUCAGCUCUGUUUUAUAAACAUCUUACACAGCACCUCAACCUUUAGUCAUCACACUUGAUAAUGUUAUAGCAGUGUAAUUAUGUGUUUCUCUCAUAUCAAUCAGGAUGACUGUUUUCUCUCCACCGUUAAAUGACCCAUAUUUAUCUUGUUUUCCUCCACAGUUACAAUCAUCGGAGGGAUUGUUUUCCUGGCGUUCGCCUUGUCUGCGCUCUUCAUCAAACCAGAAGCUUAAUCUGACCACAGACUUUCAGGUUUUCUCUGUACAUAAAAUGUAAAAUGUGCUGCCGUUGCUGUAGAGAGACUCUAGUUUUGAUUCUUUAAGUGUCCUCGACUCCUUAUGAGCCUCUGAUCCAUGAGAGCCUCAGUGUUUCUUUUUUUCUCCGGGUUUAAAAACUUUGAUUUCUCUGCAUUUAAUGACAAUUCCAGGGUCUUGACCUGCAGUACUCAAAAAGGCUCAUGGGAAAUGUUGUUUAAUGCCAUUAAAUCAAUGUUAAUAUUGUAUAGUGUAAGUCCUGGGAAGAAACGCAGGUUUACAGAGGCAAACUCGGGGAGAGAGGGAUGUCUGUGGCUCUUUUGUUGGAGCUGGAUUCUCAUCACAAAGUGUGUGAUUGAAGGACGACCAUAUUGUUACUGAACGCUGCCCUCCAACUCAUCUCUAGAAACUUCUGCAGCUCCGACACUUGCAGUACUUCCCUCCCACUCAGUCCAACACUGAGCCUGUUUCAUAACUUUCAUAACCUUUUUCUUUGUUUUUAAAUUGUUGGGGGUUGAAUUUUUGUCUAUUUUACCUGAGCCCAGGUGACUGUUGACAGAAGAGAGACCUUAGACUGAGCUGCCAGUUUCUCCUAAGUGUACAAAGAUUGUGAUGAACCGAACAAGAUUUAAAUGUAGUUGUCUUUCUUUUUUUAAGCUGACAUAAUUUUGAAAGAUUUCCUAAAAUAAUCCUCUGCUUCAUGUCAGCGUGGCGUUUUAAAGAGACCCAAACCACUAAAAUACCUCUCAGUGCAGAUUUCUGUUGUGUAUGAACAGUAGGCACACAGCUACACUAAACUUUCUUACGGUUAUUUACAAACUGGGGCCUACUUUUUACAUAUUUUAAGGUAAAACAAUCAAAUUUAUUCAAAGAGCUCCUACAGAUUUCAAGAAAACAAAUAUGUUUGACCUCAAAUCCUCCAAAAAGCGUCUGAGUCUUCAGACCCCGUUUUUUGUGCUGGCAGUGCCCAUGUUUGUAUGAAACUGAAGGAUUACAUUAUUCUCAGUGCUCAGCAUCCUAAAACUGACAUACAGAGUUCCUGAAGGUCCAGAAAGUGUUUUUUCUUUUUAAUUAUGUGCGCAGGAUAUCUUUAGCACAAAACAGGAAUAUCUUGUUAGACACAAGAAAGCAGUUUUUGCACAAUAAAACAACCAUCUCUACAUGGUUGUUUUAUUGUCAACAAAAGUUGUCUUUUCUAAAUCCUUUAGAAAAGAAAAUCAUCUUGUGCACACAAUUAUUUGUUCACACAAGAUACCAUUUAGUGUAAAACUUGAUUCUUUUGGACUUCAGAGGGGCUGUAGUAAAUGUCCCUGGGAGCUCAGUUGUUUGUGUUUCUUCUCUCUAGUUAAAUCUCAGCUAAACCCUCCCCAUUAGCGGCCACUCAAAACAAAGAAGAAGCGAACAUAUAUCAGCUAUGUUGUCUGUGUGUAAAAGGUCUUGAUCUCCAAAGAGAAGAUUUUUUACAUUUUAUUUGUAAUGUACCUUCAUAAAGAAAGCAAAUUUGAGCUUUGAAAAACAGACUUUAUGGUUACUAAGGGACAGUGAAGUGCUAUGGGCCUGUGUUUGUUACUUAGCAACAGCAAGCACUCUGAAAUGCUAUGGGUGCUGCCAGCACAAAAACAGCUUUAAUGGGCACAGUUCUUGUUUCCUCUCAGAUUAUUAGUCUAUCUUGCAGGUACAGAAAUUUAGUAGAAUUCAGGAUAUUGUCCAUUCAAAGUUAAUGCUCUAGAUUUUUGUUUUUUGUCCCUCGUGGAUUCAGUUUACAGACAGAUAUAGACCUUCUUUGUUAGAGAAGAGGAUGCUUUUUGAGACCAGAAGCAGCUGUUACAUCACUGUCUUCAAAACCACCAGUCUGUCAUUUUUGUCCUUACAGUACAGCAGAGUUUAAGGUAAACAGCUACCUGACAUCACCCCUUUUUUACAAAGGAACUCCUGAAAUUUUCUGGACAUUAUCCGGACAUCCUGGUCCUGGAUUUUCAGGAUUUUGUUGUCACUCUCACACCCCUCAGUGAAAGAUUACUUGAUUAGGUGCACUUACAUCUGGAAACCCUCAGUUUAGACAGACCUUUUACAAGGAAACAUCUGGAAAAAUUCAGGGUAAACUGUCCCAUUUGUCUAAGCUGCCCACCUGAACAAUGUCGGGACAUUGUUGACACUGCAGUUGUGAAAGAGGCUUGUGUUAUUAUUUUUUUAUUAUUAUUUGACGACAAUGUUUUAUUUGUGUAGCUGGGGUCAUGUUAUAUUCAGGUAACAUGACAAAAACACUGAUGGAGGCACAAGUGCAACAGCAACUCCUUUGCUUUAUGAGAUUAAAUUCUUGUUUGGUGGCUUUUAAGACAGUGAUAUUUGAUGGUCAUCUCUGUGUAAAAAAGCAUUUUCCUCCUCAAAAAAGGUCUAUCUCUAAAAAAAAACAUCUUGGCUCGCUAAUAAAAAAGUAUUUCUCAGACUAAAAAUAUGUCAGAGCAGGACUCGAGUUGGGAUAAUUUAUGGACCUUAACAGCCCAUAUGGACCUCUUUAAAUCAUGAAGAAGGCAGCAGAAAGGCCAGUUACCCUCCACACCUAUGAAACAUAGCAAGUCUAAGCCUGGCUGCCUCUUUUGCUGCUGCCCCCAAUCCCUAUAAUAAACAACCUUCUUAGGUACAGAAUAAAAGAAAGAAAAAACAGCUGACUGCUCCUUUAAAACAAACUCUUUAGUUAAGUAAAAGAUCACUCCUGUAUCCCGCAGCAGCUGUGUUAUAGUUGCACCUCCACCUGGGCGCAGCAGUGUAAUCUUCCACCUACGUUUGACCUUUUAUUUAAAGUGGUUGAUCUAUUUAUUUAGCUUCAUGUCUUUUCUUUUUAAUUUCAUGUACUGUAGAAACAGGCGGGGAGGACGAGGUCAUCAAAACAAGAAAAGAAAUAUUUUUAUAGGUGAAAAAGGCUCAGGCUGCAUUGUCAAUAUUUGACAGACUCUGCUCAGCUGUGAAGUAUUUCUGUUUGUGUUAUACAGGUUGGCUUAAAUGUGGAUAAAUCUAAAACACUCAAUAAAAAGGUUUCAAGUGUUGUUUGAUUACUA
Xyrichtys novacula (pearly razorfish) is the source of this 11622-nucleotide messenger RNA. NCBI's taxonomy places the organism in Eukaryota, Metazoa, Chordata, Actinopteri, Labriformes, Labridae. The record is from the annotation of a GenBank genome assembly.